AUGGCGCUGUUUAUCUUAAUCACCGUGGCACUACUGCUAUCCGUUUUUGCGUUCUCAGCUUUCUUUGUGCUGCGAUCAUGGACUUCAUCACCGAAAAGCAUGGUGGGAAUCCCAGGCAGCUUGGGAUGGCCUAUUGUUGGAGAAAGCUUCUCAUUUAUAUCAGAGUUCUCAAGUCCAUCUGGUAUAUACAGCUUCAUGCACAAGAGGCAGCAGAGGUAUGGUAAAGUGUUCAAGACUUUUGUCUUGGGUAGAUUCAGUGUGUUCAUGACCGGGAGAGAAGCAAGUAAGAUGUUGUUAGCAGGAAGAGACGGAAUGGUAAGCUUAAACCUGUUCUACACAGGACAGCAGGUGCUAGGUCCAACCAGCUUGCUACAAACUACCGGAGAAGAGCACAAACGGCUUAGACGGCUGAUUGCUGAGCCUCUAUCGGUUGAUGGCCUAAAAAAAUAUUUUCAGUUUAUUAAUAACCUGGCAAUUGAAAUAUUAGAAGAUUGGCCUGGCCGAACUGUUUUUGUCCUUGAAGAAGCUUCUACAUUCACUCUCAAAGUUAUUGGUAACAUGAUCAUGAGCUUGGAGCCUGCAGGUGAAGAACAAGAGAAAUUCCGAGCCAAUUUUAAACUCAUUUCUUCCUCCUUUGCAUCCUUGCCAUUCAAAAUCCCUGGAACAGCUUUUCAUUCUGGUAUUCAGGCACGAGAUAGGAUGUAUGCAAUGUUAGACUCGGCAAUUUCUAAAAGGAGAAAUGGAGAAGGAUUCCAACAAGACUUCUUGGAAUCACUGAUAAUGAAACAUAGCAAACUAGCAGGCAGUGAAGAUAAUAAGGAUAAAUUGACUGACAAACAAUUGAAGGACAAUGUAUUAACUCUACUGGUUGCAGGUCAUGAUACCACAACUGCUGCUCUCACAUGGCUCAUCAAGUUCCUUGGAGAAAAUCCUGUUGUCCUGGAACAACUAAGAGAUGAGCACAGACAAAUUCAAGCAAACCGCGAUGGAGUCAAUCUAACUUGGUCCGAAGUUAACAACAUGCCUUACACCGCCAAGGUAAUCAGCGAAACUCUUCGAAGAGCCACUAUUUUACCUUGGUUUUCAAGAAAGGCUGCCCAGAAUUUUGAGAUUGAUGGAUAUAAAAUAGAGAAAGGUUGGUCUAUUAAUUUGGAUGUUGUCUCUAUUCAUCAUGAUCCAGAAGUUUUUCCCGAUCCUGAAAAGUUUGAUCCCUCCAGGUUUGAUGAAUCUCUGAAGCCUUUUACCUUUCUUGGAUUUGGUAGCGGACAGCGUAUGUGCCCUGGAAUCAAUUUGGCCAAACUUGAAAUCUCAGUUUUCAUUCAUCACCUGGUCUGCAAAUACAAGUGGAAGCCUCUGGAAAAAGAUGACUCAGUCCAGCCAACACUAGUAAGAAUGCCAAAGAACAAGUAUCCGAUUGUAGCCGAGCCACUUUAG
Molecule: messenger RNA, 1434 nt
Organism: Fragaria vesca subsp. vesca
Lineage: Eukaryota; Viridiplantae; Streptophyta; Magnoliopsida; Rosales; Rosaceae
Product: abscisic acid 8'-hydroxylase 3-like
Exons: 9
Coding region: 1-1434 (477 amino acids)
Biological process (GO): brassinosteroid homeostasis; sterol metabolic process; multicellular organism development
Molecular function (GO): iron ion binding; monooxygenase activity; heme binding
Source: RefSeq, a predicted model, not a curated record